CCACAAUCCUGAGCUACUUCCGGCUCCUUUCGGCUCUCGUCUGUUCUUCCGGUGGCAAUGGCUGCGGCCGUGGCUGGGGUACUGCGAGGUGGUCUCCUGCCCCAGGCGGGCUGGCUGCCCACCCUCCAGACCGUGCGCCACGGCUCCAAGGCGGUGACCCGACACUGGCGUGUCAUGCACUACCAGCGGCAGAAGCUGAUGGCUGUGACUGAGUACAUCCCACCCCGGCCCGCUGUGAGCCCGAGAUGCCUGCCGCCUCCCCCCAAGCCCCCCAGGGAGGAAUCAGGCCUCAUCCGGGUCCUCCGGCGGGAGAUAGCAGCAGUUUUCCGGGACCACCGCAUGAUAGCCGUCUGCCAGAAUGUGGCCAUCAGCGGUGAGGACAAGCUCCUCAUGCGGCACCAGCUGCGAAAACACAAGAUCUUGGUGAAGAUCUUCCCCAACCAGGUCCUGAAGCCCUUUCUAGAGGAUUCCAAAUACAAAAGCCUGCUGCCCCUGUUCGUGGGGCACAACAUGCUGUUGGUCAGCGAGGAGCCCAAAGUCAAGGAGAUGGUGCGGAUCCUGAAGAUGAUGCCCUUCCUGCCACUGCUAGGUGGCUGCAUCGAUGACACCAUCCUGAGCAGCCAGGGCUUCCUGAACUACGCCAAGCUGCCCAGCCAGGCCCUGCUGCAGGGCGAGCUGUUAGGAGGACUCAGCUUCCUGCUGGCCCAGACCCACACCCUGCUCCAGCGCCAGCCCAUGCAGCUCACUGCCCUAUUGGAUCAGCACAUCAGACAGCAGCAGGAGGGGGACUCGGCCAGGACAGCCAGUGAGAAGCCAGACCCUCCCGAGCCGGUUCUGGACUCCUAGCCGGCCUGUGCCCCCAGCCCGCCCACAGACACCCCACCCUGACUUGCCGGCCUCUGUCCGAGAUGCCAAGGCGCUCGGGGUGGUGCGUGUGACGUGGCUUCCACCCAUAGCCACCUGCACGGGGACAGGACCACUCGAGACAGUGAGGCUGCUGGUCACUAUCUCUCACUAGUUUCCCAUGGGGCCCGGAUGGAAGCAAUCCCUUCCGUUUUCCGCCAUGAGGCCAGAGGGCUUCAAAUCUUGCCCUGGUCACCUCCCCCUCACCUGCUGUCCCUUGUGGACGUCUCCCUGCCCACUUUGGGGGCCCAGGCAGCUACAGAACCUCCGCUGAGUGGUGGUGCAGAGUGGCCCUGUGGGGAACCCCCUCUGCUGAGCACGCACAGUCAGUCCCUGGACCCUCCCAGUGUCAUACAGGAGAAAUGGACAGAGAACGUCAGUGGACGCCCAAGGUCCUGCAGUCCACAGUGGCAGAACAGGGACGCGGCCCAGGCUCUCGCCCUGAAUCGGGGUCACCUGCGUGAUCCUGGGUAGCUUGGAGGUCACCACCCUGCCCUCGGGGGCCCUGUGGUGGGCGGUGCGUGGUGAUAAAUGGAUUGUACGAAGGA
Heterocephalus glaber (naked mole-rat) is the source of this 1451-nucleotide messenger RNA. It is a transcript of the gene Mrpl10, whose product is annotated as mitochondrial ribosomal protein L10. Lineage: Eukaryota; Metazoa; Chordata; Mammalia; Rodentia; Bathyergidae. The record is from RefSeq and is a predicted model, not a curated record.